This is a messenger RNA of Anguilla rostrata (American eel), 1885 nucleotides long. RefSeq names its product P43 5S RNA-binding protein-like. The transcript is spliced from 9 exons. Bases 427 to 1632 code for a protein of 401 amino acids. The record is from RefSeq and is a predicted model, not a curated record. NCBI's taxonomy places the organism in Eukaryota, Metazoa, Chordata, Actinopteri, Anguilliformes, Anguillidae. Gene Ontology annotation, cellular component: nucleus.
CACACAGACACCUUCUUGGAAAGUAAAACGAUGUCUGGGUUAGUCAGUCAAUUCAGCAGAUUUUAGCUUGGAAUAUAACAAAAAUCAUCUAGUAGGCCUUUCUUUUUUUUUUUUCUUUUGAUAGAGACCACAUAAGGAAUCGUAUUCUGGUAUCACGCAAUCUUGACAUUUGCAAGCACUCUUGUGUAAAAGCAUGUUACGCUGCUACAUUGCACUUUUGAAACAAGUCUGUAAAAUAACUUCGAAUAAUUAAGGGAAAUUAAAUAGGACAAUUUCCUUCGCUUUCACUAAUUUGUUAUUGCCCGCACGUGAUAGAAGGCCCGGUGAACUAUCGGACACAUAACAGUGUCAAACAAAAUCGUAUUGUUCUUUCUCGUGCUCAGACUAAGACGAGAAAGAGAGAAAAAAGUUUACAGCAGUGUGAGAAUGAACAGCGUAAACCACGGGCAACUAGAUGCGAUACCACGUCUAAAAUUAUUUAACUGCGUUCACGCCGAAUGUGGAGCCAGGUUCACCAAGGAAUGGCGUUUGAAAGAACACGAAACGGUCCAUACUGGCGCGCCGCCGCCUCUGUUUCCACACCAGCGACCCUUGCAGUGCCCCCAGACGGGUUGUGGCCGACGCUUUUCCCGCAGGUCUCACCUCAGCCGCCAUAAUUUAAGCCACUCCGGAGCGAAGCAGUUCAGAUGUACUCAGUCGGGUUGCCCCAGCAGCUUCUUUAGCGUUGGCAAACUGAAGAGGCAUGUCUUGUAUGCCCACGGUAACAAGGACACGUACUUCAAGUGUCGUCACCCAGAAUGCCAUAUAAUGUUCCGGAAACGCAGGAUGUACAAGAUGCAUCUGAAAGAACAUGGCGUCUCUCCAAACUUCAGGUGUGUGAAGGAGGGCUGCGGGGCGGAGUUCGAGACCCGCGUGGCUCGCAGGGCUCACGAGAGAACCCACGCAGGCUACUCCUGUCCUGUGAUUGGCUGCCAGGUGGUGGAGCGCACCUGGGGGAGGAUACGCAAGCACGCGCAGACGCAUCCAGCGUCCUACGCCUGCUCGCGGUGCCAGGCGAGCUUUGGGAGGCGGGAGGCCCUCCGUCGCCACCGGCGACGCCACGCCCUGCAGAAGCCCGUGCUGCUGUGUCCCCGGGAGGGCUGCCAGAGCUACUUCUCCACCACCUUCAACCUGCAGCACCACAUCCGCAAGGCGCACCUGCAGCUGCUCAAACACCGCUGCGCCUACCCCGCCUGCGAGCGCGCCUUCGCCAUGAGGCGGUGCGUCUCCAGGAAAAACCGCAGAACUGUCUGGCUUUUGACUGGUGGUUUUUGCUGCCCCCUGCAGGAGAGCCUGAACAGACACAUGGUUCACCACGACCCGCACGGGGCCGGUUUGAAGAAGCGCUGGCGGUCCAGUAAGAAGUGGCAGAAGCGGCUGAAGGGCGGUCAGCAGCGCCCCCUGGUGGAGGAGGACCUGCGGCGCCUCUUCGCCCUGCGCCUGCGUUUCCCGCGCCGGGCCAAGGUGGAGGCCGACCUCUCGGGCCUCUUCAACGAGCGCAAGAUCCCGCGCCCCGUCAGUCCCGAGGUCAACCUGCAGCAGCUCUUCAGCCUCAAAGCGCCCAGCAACCAGGCCCCCCCGGCCAAGGUUUAGAGGCAAACGGGCAGGGGACGGAUACCCCAAAAAUCCCUGAGAAUAUUUUUGAACUUUAAUUUUCUUGACCCUUUUUUUGUUCCUAUUUGGAAUGGGCUUGACUGUUUGACAGCCUGAAUUUAAGUCAAAUUUUGUUGUACAAAUGAUAAGAGAAAGUGGGUAUUUUUCUUUAAAUGAGACCAUAAGCCUUGUAUGUUCUAUGUGUGUUUUGUUGAAUAUACCCAAUAAAGAGGGACAUUGCCCCAAAUAGCAA